Molecule: messenger RNA, 1050 nt
Organism: Balaenoptera acutorostrata (minke whale)
Lineage: Eukaryota; Metazoa; Chordata; Mammalia; Artiodactyla; Balaenopteridae
Product: keratin, type II microfibrillar, component 7C-like
Exons: 8
Coding region: 1-1050 (349 amino acids)
Biological process (GO): intermediate filament organization; keratinization
Cellular component (GO): keratin filament
Molecular function (GO): structural constituent of skin epidermis
Source: RefSeq, a predicted model, not a curated record
AUGUGCGAGGCACCAACCCUGGCCCUGAAACAGGAAGAGCCGUGGGUGACAUGGUAUGAAGAGGAAGUGUCACUAAGGGCCACCGCUGAGAAUGAAUUUGCGGCCCCGAAGAAGGAUGUGGACUGCGGCUACCUGCAAAAGUCAGACCUGGAGGCCAGUGCAGAGGCCCUGACCCAGAUCGACUUCCUGCAGCAGCUGUUUAAAGAGGAGCUCCAAGUCCUCCAUGCCCACAUCUCAGGCACCUCAGUCAUCGUCAAGGUGGACAACAGCCGGGACCUGAACGUGGACUGCAUUGUCGCCGAGAUCAAGGCUCAGUACGAUGACAUGGCCAGCCGCAGCCGGGCUGAGGCUGAGUCCUGGUACCCCAGCAAAUGCAAGGAGAUCAAGGCCACGGUGAUCCGUCGUGGGGAGACCCUGCGCCGCACCAAGGAGGAGAUCAACGAGCUGAACCGCAUGAUCCAGAGGCUGACGGCUGAGGUUGAGAAUGCCAAGUGCCGGAACUCCAAGCUGGAGGCUGCCAUGCCCGAGGCAGAGCAGCAGGGCGAGGCGGCCCUUAAUGAUGCCCGCUGCAAGCUGGCCGGGCUGGAGGAGGCCCUGCAGAAGGCCAAGCAGGACAUGGCCUGCCUGCUCAAGGAGUACCAGGAGGUGAUGAACUCCAAGCUGGGCCUGGACGUGGAGAUCGCCACCUACAGGCACCUGCUGGAGGGCGAGGAGCAGAGGUUGUUUAAGGGCAUUGGUGCUGUAAAUGUCUGUGUCAGCAGCUCCCGGGGCGGGGUCGUCUGCGGGGACCUCUGCGUGUCGGGCUCCCGGCCGGUGACGGGCAGCAUCUGCAGUGCCCGCUGCAGCGGGAACCUGGGGGUGAGCACCGGCAUGUGCUCGCCCUGCGGCCAAAGCAGUGGCGGCAGCCAGCUGGUGCGGUUUGCUUGGUGCCUUCUGCUUCGUAAAUACACCGCUCCUCGAGCCAACCGUCCCUGCCUCCGGCGGCGGGUCCCAGAGCUCCGAAAGCCCCUGGGCUUGCGGCGGAAGGGCUUCAGGAACCAGCCGGCCUGA